Dermacentor albipictus is the source of this 755-nucleotide messenger RNA. RefSeq names its product piggyBac transposable element-derived protein 2-like. The record is from RefSeq and is a predicted model, not a curated record. Lineage: Eukaryota; Metazoa; Arthropoda; Arachnida; Ixodida; Ixodidae.
UUGAACUGUCAUGUACAAGGUGGCAAGAUACCCGAGCAGUGACUUUGCUCUCCUCCUUUGUUGGAACACAGCCUGCUACAAGUGUAUCAAGGUAUAAACGUAAAAAAAAAGAGUGGAGUGAGAUACCAUGCCCUGCAGCGAUCACUAUCUACAACAAGCACAUGGGAGGCGUCGACCUUUUGAACUCCCUCAUCUCCAUUUACCGUCCCUACCUGAGGUCGAAGAGAUACUAUUUUCGUGUUUUUCUGCACAUCCUAGACUUGACAACUGUAAAUGCUUGGCUGCUUUACAAGAGGAAUGUCAUGAAAAAACGUGAUCAGUACACCGAACGGCUACUUCCGUUGGCUGAGUUUAAGAUGGACCUGGCUGCAUUACUCUGCAAGGCUGGGAAGACGGCGCUGAAGAAGCGAGGAAGGCCUAGCAAUGAGUCAGUAGAACAAGCCUCUGAUGAGAAGAAAAAAAGGGGACCAUCAGCUCCAACUCCAACUCAGGAUGUCAGGCUAGAUCAGGUUGGUCACUGGGUUUUGUGGAGCAAGAAGCGGCAACGUUGCAAGCUUCCUGGCUGCACAGGAAUCUGCAUGAGCUACUGCGUUAAGUGUGGAGUGCAUCUCUGUUCCACAAACAAGAGCAAUUGCUUUUUUGUGUACCACACAACAAAAUGAGUCCAUCGUUUCUCAUUACUUACUGAUUACUGCUCAAGGUAUAGAACCAAGCUUUUUCAGCAAGCAAGCGAAAUAGCUUUCUAUUGUGCUAUU